AUGGAGGCGCCCUGGGGAUAUCAGAGCGGAGCUGGCAGCCCCUAUGCCUACCCGGGGACGGGUGCCAAUGGAGCUGGAGUCCAAAGCAGCACUUUCUAUAAUGAAGAUCUUCUGCACAAGACUAUCCUGGUUGGAGACAGUGGCGUGGGGAAGACAUCACUCCUGGUUCAGUUUGACCAGGGCAAGUUCAUUCCAGGGUCGUUUUCGGCUACCGUGGGCAUCGGAUUUACCGUGAUGCUGCUUGGCGAUUCAGGCGUGGGGAAAACCUGCUUCCUCAUCCAGUUCAAAGAUGGGGCCUUCCUCUCUGGAACCUUCAUAGCCACCGUCGGCAUAGACUUUCGGAACAAAGUGGUUACAGUGGAUGGUGUGAAAGUGAAACUCCAGAUCUGGGACACCGCAGGCCAGGAGCGUUUCCGGAGCGUGACCCAUGCUUACUACCGAGAUGCACAGGCUCUCCUUCUCCUCUACGACAUCACCAACAGAAUGUCCUUUGACAAUAUUCGGGCCUGGCUGACAGAGAUACAUGAAUAUGCCCAUACGGAUGUGGUCAUUAUGUUGCUAGGCAAUAAGGCCGAUGUGAGCAGCGAGAGAGUGAUAAGAACAGAAGACGGGGAAUCAUUAGCCAGGGAAUAUGGAGUGCCUUUCAUGGAGACCAGCGCAAAGACGGGAAUGAAUGUGGAACUGGCAUUUCUGGCCAUUGCAAAAGAGCUCAAGCAGCGAGCCGUGCAGCAGCCAGAGGAGCCCCGGUUCCAGAUCCACGACUACAUAGAGUCACAGAAGAAAAGGACCAGCUGCUGUGCCUUCCUUUGAGGGAGCAGACCGCCAAGUCAGUCUAGAAGACCCAGUGCCAAGAGAGGAGGUCACAAAACAGGCUGGCACA
Euleptes europaea (tarantolino) is the source of this 880-nucleotide messenger RNA. RefSeq names its product RAB37, member RAS oncogene family (gene RAB37). The transcript has 10 exons. The coding region runs from base 1 to 810 and encodes 269 amino acids. Gene Ontology annotation, molecular function: GTPase activity; GTP binding. NCBI's taxonomy places the organism in Eukaryota, Metazoa, Chordata, Lepidosauria, Squamata, Sphaerodactylidae. Gene Ontology annotation, cellular component: Golgi apparatus; endosome. The record is from RefSeq and is a predicted model, not a curated record.